AUGAUGACUUUAGAUACAAAGGGUCUUCACAACAGAAAACAAAUUGUUGAAAUGCAGAAGGAAGUACACACAUAAUGAUGGUUAUAAUAGAGAUAAAAUACCGCCAAUAGCCUGGCACUAAGUUUAGAAGAAUGCCUUCUAUAGAAAGUAUGCUUUCACCUGAGAGUUGGUGGAUUCUGCAUGGAUGUUGGACAAGUUAUGGGCCCCUCUGUAAGACAGGGCAACACGAUUUAGUGCUAAAGAAUGACCCAGAUGGUAUUGUAUUGUGAUGGUCUAAUAAAAAGCAAAUGCAGGUGAAUUCAGGGCUCUUGAGGGCCCCUGGGGGUUUAUCUCCAGUAGUCUCAGGAGUCUCCGGGGGAUAUGUUUCAGUUGAGGAGGAGUCCUGUGGGAAUUAUGCGCAAACCAAUGAAAUGCAAGAGUUUGUCCUUGUGAACUCAGAACUCUCUGGUGACGCUGCACCUGCCACUCGCCAAACCUGGAAGUUACCUCGGGGCUCGGAGAAAAAGUCGAGUGGAACCGAACACAGACGAAUCCUCCCUCCCUCCCUCCCUCCUCCUUCAGUCGUGGUGCAAGCAGCCAUGUUGCCGCGAGCUUGUUCCGGUAUCAGGGCAGGAUCGUGCGCAUAGUCUGCAUUCGGGCGCAGCUCCUCGCCUCUCUCCCCCCUGUCGCCCGUGGCACACACACACACCUCCAAACAAGAAGACCCCCCGUCUACAGAUCAUGGAUUUUACAACCUGAUGAUCCUCCCUUCAGUCGCCUGAUCGCGGGGAAUAACAGCAGCAGUCGGCGGUUACCGACAGGACGAGCUGGUGUAUCGCCUCACUGCAGUGCAGCAGAGGCGGACGACCUUAUUCCAAUCACGCCACAGGAGGAAGAGCGCCGGUGAUUUCCGUGGAUUUUGAGUUUGGUGGGCUGCUCCGUGGCGAGUCACCGCCGCCGCGUCCGCCGGAGGAUAAGCUAACUAGCUAGCUCUGCCUGGGAAGAAACACUGAAUUGGCUAGCUACAUGGGCUAAUAUCGGCCAAGCAGUUAGCUAGCACAACAAAUUAAUUCGUGUUUCUCCUCUGCCAUGUGACCACUCUCCACAGCGCUGCUUUUAUUUCCCUCCCCGGAUACCCUAACCUUGGAUAUCACGCUGGGAACAUUUUGGAUUGUUUUGUGUGAGUUGGGAAGGUCGAGACCUCGCCGGGAAUAACUUUGGCCUGAAAGUUUUUGGACCCCAGACCAGAAAGGAAACAUCUCAGCCUCUUGAAAAAAAAAGACAAAUAUAGACGACGAGAGUGCGUUUAUCAGAAACAACGUUGGAUUUAAGUUGGUUGUCGAUUUCGGCGACAGCUCCAGCUUCCUCAGGCGUUAGUUAGCAACGUUACUUAGCAUGUUAGCUACCUAAUUGAACCUUGUCUUGUGCAGUGCAACCAUUGCCCAACUUUUCUUCAAGCUAGCCCAAGUAGCUAGCUGCCGAAAACGUCACAGCAUCAGGUUGUUAGCUCGCUAGCCACCCUCGACGCUGUCAGAUGCUAACUGGAAACUGAAUGUUUCCCCACCAGGACCGAAGCUGAAAAAAAGACACUUGCUCUCCUUUUUCCUCGUUUUGUGCUUGUUGACAAACAUGGGACGUGCGGUCGCUGCUAGCUAGUCUCUAGCUAGUUGGCUAACUCGGCUAGCCGCUGAUGUGGGAUCCAACUUGUUGAUUCACGGGUGAAUUGUCGUGCUGCUAGCUGGCUAGCACUGGACAUCUGUUGGGAAUUUACCUCCACCACCAGCUACCCACGUUUUAAAUGCACAAUAGACACUGAAGAAUCGUUCUUGUGUCACUGUUCCUUUCCCCCUUUUUUGGCAACCCCCAAGUCUUUCAAAAAUGUCAACAAGGCCCCCACUGGUGCAAGUCAUUGAGAAUUCGACCGGGCAGGAGACCAAGCCGUCAUCUGGCCGCGCCAGCAUGCCUCGAUGUCGGAACUCCGUCGCCACGACCACAUCAGAUGACCAGCCGCACAUCGGUAACUAUCGGUUGCUGAAAACCAUUGGCAAAGGCAACUUCGCCAAGGUCAAGCUGGCACGACACGUCCUCACCGGAAAAGAGGUGGCUGUAAAGAUCAUUGAUAAGACACAGCUCAACUCCUCCAGUUUGCAGAAGCUCUUCCGGGAGGUGAGGAUCAUGAAGAUGUUGAAUCACCCCAACAUAGUCAAGCUCUUUGAGGUCAUCGAGACAGAGAAGACACUGUACCUGGUAAUGGAGUAUGCUAGUGGAGGAGAGGUCUUUGAUUACUUGGUGGCCCACGGCAGGAUGAAAGAGAAAGAAGCCCGUGCCAAAUUCAGACAGAUUGUGUCAGCGGUGCAGUAUUGCCAUCAGAAGUGUAUAGUACACAGAGACCUCAAGGCAGAGAACCUGCUCCUGGACGCAGACAUGAACAUCAAGAUAGCGGACUUUGGCUUCAGUAAUGAGUUUACUCUGGGGAACAAGUUGGACACGUUCUGCGGCUCCCCGCCCUACGCUGCCCCGGAGCUCUUCCAGGGAAAGAAGUAUGACGGGCCAGAGGUGGACGUCUGGAGUCUGGGGGUCAUCCUUUAUACACUGGUCAGCGGAUCGCUGCCCUUUGAUGGACAGAACCUCAAGGAAUUGAGAGAGCGUGUCCUGCGAGGCAAAUACAGGAUUCCCUUCUACAUGUCGACUGACUGCGAAAACUUACUUAAGAAGUUCCUCAUCCUGAACCCCUCGAAAAGAGGCAGCCUCGAGCAGCAGAUAAUGAGGGACCGGUGGAUGAAUGUAGGCCACGAGGAGGAAGAACUCAAACCCUACAUUGAGCCCCAGCCAGAUUAUAAGGACCCCAGGAGGACAGACAUCAUGCUGCAAAUGGGAUUCUCUCAGGAGGAGAUCCAGGACUCGCUGGUGAACCAGAAGUACAAUGAUGUAAUGGCUACAUACCUGCUACUGGAUUAUAGGAACUCUGAGCUGGAUGAAGGUUGCAUCAAGCCUCGACCAGGAAGUGAUGUACAGCGCAGUGUGUCAUCCAACCAGAAGCCUCAGAACCGCAGAACCACUGACCAGGGCUCCUCCUACUCAAAGAGGGGGGGUCAAGCAGACAACCGGACUGCAGCUGAGGAUUCUGGGAGGAAGGGUUCGUCAGGCAGCUCCACUACCAAGGUGCCGGCCAGCCCUCUCGUCUCCUCUGACCGCAAGAAGAGUGCCACGCCCUCCACUAAUAGCAUCCUGUCCACCGGUACUGGUCGCAGUCGGAACUCUCCUCUGACAGAGCGAGCCACGCUGAGCCAGGGCAUCCAGAACGGCAAGGACAGCCUAAACACUCCGGGCUCCCGCGCCUCCACUGCCUCAGCCGCUGCCGUCCUCUCCUCCUCCUCCUCCUCGCGUCCCCGUCACCACAAGUCCUUGUCCUCCUCCAAUCAUCCAUGCCCCUCUGACCUGCACGCACCACGGCCCAGGUUCAUGUUGGGCUUUAAUUUAAAGGUUUGCUACUCAAGAGGGCAGCUUGUCUUUUUACAGGAACGUAACAAAUAUAUACGUUUUUAUACAUACAUUGUUUUUUUUCUCUUUCUUUCUUUAUCCCUCUUUUGUUUUUGUAGAAAUCUCUCGUUCAGGUUUCCGAGAAGUCCGUAUGAGGGAGAGGGUCGGGAUGAGGGGAGCAGGUCCAUGCUGAGCAGCACGGUGGACAAGUCGGAAAAAACCUCCGGUGGCGUUCUCUCCUCCUCUUCCAACAACGACGAGAACAACUCCUCGCCAGGAUCCGGUAACACCGGUGGCACCGGCACCCCUCCGGCCAUCGGCAGCCAGAAGGAGUCCUCCAAGCCGCGCUCGCUGCGCUUCACCUGGUCCAUGAAGACCACGUCGUCCAUGGAGCCCAUGGAGAUGAUGCGCGAGAUCCGCAAGGUGCUGGACUCCAACAGCUGCGAGUACGAGCUGCGCGAGCGCUACAUGCUGCUGUGCGUCUCGGGCAACCCGGCGCGCGACGACUUCGUCCAGUGGGAGAUGGAGGUGUGCAAGCUGCCGCGGCUCUCCCUCAACGGCGUGCGCUUCAAGCGAAUCUCGGGCACGUCCAUCGCCUUCAAGAACAUUGCCUCAAAGAUCGCCAACGAGCUCAAACUGUGAGCGCGGCGGAGCAGCCAGGGGAGAUUAAAGGGUGGAGGUGGGAGGGUGGAGGAUGGCGAGGAUGAAGGUGAUGCUGUAGGUGCGUUGGGGGGGGGGGCGCUGCGGAAGUCAGGGCGUAAGCUAAAGGGUGGGAUCACUUUAAAAAAUAACAUGAUUGUCACGGAGACAGGUCUGACGUAGGGCUAUUGGUUCUCUGAGACUAGAAAACAUUUCUCUCUAGAAGUUUUGUUCCUUACGUUCUCGAGGCCCUGCGCUCAGGAACUCUGAGCUGAUUUCCUCUGAGUUGUGAAGUACUUACAGACCGAUGUCUUCUCUCUCCCUGCUGGGUUUUUUUUUUUUUUAUUAUUAUAUUUUUUUUAGUUUUGGUCACGUUCUACUUAGACGUUCCACUCUUCUUCUGCAUGUUCAAUCUGCCCUCUCUGUUUUUUUUAAGGAGUCCCACUUUGACCGCUCCUGUCACUUCUUCCUGCUAUUUAUUCCGUUUCUCUGCACGGUUCUGCUGGGUAGGGGGGAAACGGGUCGGAUGGAGGACAAACUGAGAAGAGCGAAGGAGAGCGGAGGAUAACCUCUCUUCUCUCUCUGAAUCUCGGAACGACGGAAAGUUUGGAGCCUUAUUUCGCUGGGAAACUCAGAAAGGAGUUUUUGAUUGAAUUUGUUGUGAUUGUCGUCCAAAACCGAACAGACUCCAACUGAGCCAGGACUGAAGCCCACUAUCUCACACACACACACACACACAC
Messenger RNA from Paralichthys olivaceus (Japanese flounder), 4838 nucleotides. NCBI's taxonomy places the organism in Eukaryota, Metazoa, Chordata, Actinopteri, Pleuronectiformes, Paralichthyidae. The record is from RefSeq and is a predicted model, not a curated record.